ACUCCGUAGUUUUCGUCAAAUGGCUGAUUUGUAUUCACGCGAAAUCAUUUGUUGUCUUCAACCGUAAAGUUUCAACUUUUCACAUUCUGAAAGUGAGUUUUUACGUGUCGUUUUGUGGAUAUAAUACGUAGAUUUGGUUAAAAAAUGUGUCCCGGCUUGAAAAUUAUUACAAAGACCUGGCGCUUCAAUAACAGUCUGCAUUUCGACGUUAGCUGGUUAUUUCACGGAAAUGCAUCUCAGCGCAAGUUUUAAAUAAAUACAAACCUUGCUGGUUUUACGUGUAUUUUGUUUGCGUUGCGUUUGCACGCGCUUGAUUAAUUAAUUAUUUUUCGCCAGAAUCUUUUUACAUGCGGUCCUUGCCGGUAGAACACCAAACUGCUUGCCGACUAACUUUACUAAGCUAACAAGCUGCCGUUUUAGAAAUGGAGAUCCACGUCUCGAGCCUUUUCCCCGAGAUUUUAGCGAUGAUUUUUAACUACCUGGACGUGAAGGGCAAAGGCAGAGUCGCGCAAGUAUGCGUAGCGUGGAGAGACGCCUCGUACCAUAAAUCCGUCUGGAGGGGCGUAGAAACCAAACUCCAUCUGAGAAGAGCAAACCCAUCACUCUUCCCCAGUCUCCAGACCAGAGGGAUCAAGAAGGUGCAGAUCCUCAGCCUGAGGCGCAGUCUGAGCUAUGUCAUUCAAGGGAUGCCCAACAUCGAGAGCCUUAACUUGAGUGGAUGCUACAAUUUAACAGAUAACGGCCUUGGUCAUGCUUUUGUGCAGGACAUACCCUCUUUGAGAAUACUUAACCUCAGCCUUUGCAAACAGAUCACAGAUUCCAGUUUAGGCCGGAUUGCGCAGUACCUGAAGAACCUUGAACUGUUGGAUCUGGGUGGAUGUAGUAAUAUCACUAACACAGGGUUAUUGCUCAUUGCCUGGGGCCUACAUAAUCUCAAAAGCCUCAACCUGAGGAGUUGCAGGCACGUGUCAGAUGUUGGCAUCGGGCACCUGGCUGGCAUGACACGCAGUGCUGCGGAGGGCUGCCUAAGUUUGGAGCAUCUGACUUUGCAGGACUGUCAGAAGUUGACCGAUCUGUCACUCAAGCAUAUCUCUAAAGGCUUAAACAAGCUGAAAGUCCUCAACCUGAGUUUCUGUGGUGGCAUCUCAGAUGCUGGCAUGAUCCAUCUGUCUCAUAUGACUCAGCUCUGGACUCUUAACCUGCGAUCAUGUGAUAAUAUCAGUGACACAGGCAUCAUGCAUCUUUCAAUGGGCAUGCUGAGGCUGUACGGGCUGGAUGUGUCAUUUUGUGAUAAAGUUGGUGACCAGAGUCUGGCGUACAUUGCCCAGGGCCUGUACCAACUCAAGUCCCUGUCGCUUUGCUCAUGCCACAUCAGCGAUGAUGGAAUCAACAGGAUGGUGCGGCAAAUGCAUGAACUGAAGACUUUAAACAUUGGGCAGUGUGUGCGGAUCACAGACAAGGGACUUGAGCUCAUAGCUGACCACUUGACACAGCUGACAGGGAUUGACUUGUACGGCUGUACCAAAAUUACAAAAAGAGGACUCGAGAGGAUUACGCAGCUGCCCUGCCUUAAAGUAUUGAACUUGGGACUUUGGCAAAUGACAGAGGUGAAAGGUUUAGGUGAUGCCUCUGAGAUCUUGCCAUGCUACACCUCUUAACUAAUGUUUACACUACCUCAAUGUUGCCUUCAUUUUCUAGAGAGAGAUGUAUUUAGACAAGGUAUUUUAAGAUGCACCGUCUCAGCACCUCCAUGAACUUUGUUACUGAGCCCAUUUGGAAAAGGGGCUUUACGUAUACAGUUCAAAUUAAGUCAGCAAUAAAACACUGAACAGCCUUCCUAAUUGUAUAGUCUAAAAAUGAAUGGUUCCUUUGAAUGCCUUUGUGUUUUUCUUUGUUUUAGAGCUUCAUAUUGAGGUGAGAUAUUAUGAAAUGUCUUUUUGUCAUUUCCACUGACAAACACCUUUAGUUGCUGCCUUUUAAGUAUUUAUCCUGAAAACCAGCAAUAUUAUGUAAAUUGGAGGUGAAAAAAGUAACAUGUUUGCUGCUUUAUUUUGUGAAAUUCCUCCCUGGUAAAAUGGAACAUAUGCAAUUUAAACUUUGUCAUAUAAAAAAGGCCAGUUUGCUUG
This is a messenger RNA of Xyrauchen texanus (razorback sucker), 2126 nucleotides long. RefSeq names its product F-box/LRR-repeat protein 14-like. The record is from RefSeq and is a predicted model, not a curated record. Gene Ontology annotation, cellular component: SCF ubiquitin ligase complex. The transcript has a single exon. Gene Ontology annotation, molecular function: protein binding. NCBI's taxonomy places the organism in Eukaryota, Metazoa, Chordata, Actinopteri, Cypriniformes, Catostomidae. The coding region runs from base 423 to 1658 and encodes 411 amino acids. Gene Ontology annotation, biological process: SCF-dependent proteasomal ubiquitin-dependent protein catabolic process.